GCGAGUGCCAGCAGGCGUUCACCUCCAUCAAAGGGAACUUCUCCAGCCCUCGGUACCCCAACUUCUACCCCAACAACCUCAAGUGCCAGUGGAGCAUCCAGCUGCCCCCAGGCUACCGGGUCAGGAUCUUCUUCUUGGACAUGGACCUGGAGGGCCGGAGCAGCCUGACGGGUGGCUGUGAUUAUGACCGUGUGGCUGCCUUUGAUGGUGGUGCUGAGAACGGGUCCCUGCUGGGGCAGUGGUGCGGGCAGGACAGCCUGGCACCCAUCACCUCCCGCAGCAACCGGGUGCUGCUGGUGCUCCACACGGACCGCAACACGGCCAAGAGGGGCUUCUCCAUCACCUAUGUGGGAGUUGUGCCCAUCAACGUCAGCUGCACCCGGACGGACUUCCACAUCCAGAUCCCCGUGCAGUCCCUGGCCCAGCUGGAGAGGAACAGGAUUUAUUUGGGGACCCCGUCCUGUGCAGCCCAGGUGGUUGGCAGGAGCUUCAAAAUACACACCAGGUUUGAUACCUGCGGCACCGAGUCCCGGAAACGCAACAACACGUCCGUCAUCAUCAGCACCCUCUACAUCGACUUUUCAGCGGGCGACCAGGAGGACAUCCACCAGUACGAGGUGCAGUGUGAGCCCAAGAGGAAGGAAGCCUCGGUCACCCUCAUCGCCGGCCCUGACCCAUCCAGGCUCAGCCAGGCAGAAAACCUGGUGGAUGCCCAGCAGCAGGAGGGGGAAGCGAUGGACACCCGUGAAAUCAAGAGCCAGGACACCAGUGACAUCGUCUUCAUCAGCAUCUGCAUCCUGGCCGGGCUCCUCAUGGUCAUCGCAGUGGUGGGGCUGGUGCUUCUGUAG
Molecule: messenger RNA, 848 nt
Organism: Nestor notabilis (Kea)
Lineage: Eukaryota; Metazoa; Chordata; Aves; Psittaciformes; Psittacidae
Gene: CDCP2
Product: CUB domain containing protein 2
Exons: 3
Source: RefSeq, a predicted model, not a curated record